This is a messenger RNA of Cavia porcellus (domestic guinea pig), 1149 nucleotides long. It is a transcript of the gene Msrb2, whose product is annotated as methionine sulfoxide reductase B2. Gene Ontology annotation, molecular function: peptide-methionine (R)-S-oxide reductase activity. The transcript has 5 exons. The record is from RefSeq and is a predicted model, not a curated record. The coding region runs from base 46 to 573 and encodes 175 amino acids. NCBI's taxonomy places the organism in Eukaryota, Metazoa, Chordata, Mammalia, Rodentia, Caviidae. Gene Ontology annotation, biological process: protein repair; response to oxidative stress. Gene Ontology annotation, cellular component: cytoplasm.
CGGGGCGGGGCCUGCGCUGCGGGGCGGGGCUAGCUCCGCUGCGCAAUGGCGAGCCUCCUACGCUCGCUUCUGCUCAGGCUCUUCCGUGGGUCGCCGAGGCAGGUCAUGCGGGGCAGCGCGGGGUCGGGAUGCGGGGACGCAGAAUCUCUUACGAAGGAUGAGCGGACUCUCACCAAGGCUGAGUGGCAGAAAAAACUGACACCAGAGCAGUUCUAUGUCACAAGAGAAAAAGGAACUGAACCGCCUUUCAGCGGGAUCUACCUGAACACCAAGGAGCCUGGAAUGUAUCACUGUGUGUGUUGUGACAGCCCCCUCUUCAGCUCGGAGAAGAAGUUCUGCUCUGGCACUGGAUGGCCUUCGUUUUCUGAGGCUCACGGUGCCUUGGGCUCAGAUGAAAGUCACUCAGGGAUCCUGAGACGUCUGGACACCUCGUCAGGGUCUGCUCGCACAGAGGUCAUCUGCAAGCAGUGUGAAGCUCAUCUUGGCCAUGUGUUUCCUGAUGGCCCCGGGCCUAGUGGUCAGAGAUUUUGUAUCAACAGCGUGGCCCUGAAGUUCAAACCAAGCAAACUCUGACCUUUUCCAGGAGCCUCCCAGGCCUCUCCAUGCAUACCGUUGAUUUUCAUAAUUCAAAUGGAUGACUUCUGUUUGUUGCUUGCUGCUGGCUCUAACCAAGUCACAACCUCUCUCUUUACAUGUCGUCCAGCCCGACUCCUGCUUGGACCCUGGGGUUUCACAGCGGGGCAGCCAUUUCUGUCUGCCUUCUGGAGGUGUGUGGGGUGAUGAGAGGGUGGGUGCUCUCGUGGGACAUCAGGCUGACGGCUAGGAGGCAGACGGUUCCUACAGGUGACCCUGAGUUUGCCAUUGCAGUUCAGUCCUGCAGGAACACAGAGGUGCCGGGAGCCCUGAGCUGCCCCAGCAUUGCAGAGUAGGUGUGGGGUGGAGCUGUGCUUUGCAAAGCAUACUGUGAUGAUGAGAUGUGUGAUAUAUUUGGCAAUCUUUUUAAUGUCUCAGACAUUCUACUCUCAGCCCUGCUGCCCCCAGGUCAGCCUCAAGGUGCCUGUGUUAGAUCUUGUUGAUUACAAUGAGCCAUUCACCCUUAGACCUUCUGGAAACAAAUUUUAAAAUGUUCAAAUAAAAUAUUUACUGAAA